Molecule: messenger RNA, 2160 nt
Organism: Caenorhabditis briggsae
Lineage: Eukaryota; Metazoa; Nematoda; Chromadorea; Rhabditida; Rhabditidae
Exons: 9
Coding region: 1-2160 (719 amino acids)
Source: RefSeq, a predicted model, not a curated record
AUGAAAUACAUAUCCAGUCUGCUUCUGUUAUCCUCUCUAUUCGGCUCCGCCAUCGGAUGCUUACCAGGUCUUGGACUUGGUGGAGGUGGAGGAGGAUGUUGCAGUCCUGCCCAACCAGCCUGUGGAAAUCCAUGUGGAGGUGGAGGUGCUGCUCCAGCCCCAGUCUACGCUGCUGCUCCAUUGGCUCCAGCUCCAUUCGCUGCCUAUCCACAAGCUCCAGCUGCUCCAUUCCAUCAAGGAGGCUACCAACCACAACAACCACAAUAUGGUGGAGCUAACGGAGGCUUCCAACAACCACAACAGUUCCAACAAGUCCAAGGAGGAUACGCUGGAGCUCAUCAAGGAGCAAACUACGGUUCCAUUCAAACUGGAGCCGUUUCAGCUGGAGGAGCUUAUCAAGCCGAGCCAGCCCAACAAGUCCAACCAUUGCCAUUGCUAGGACAACCUGUGGCUUACGAGAAAAGCGUCAUUGUUGCGCCAACACAACAACAGGAACAAGUACUGAGUACGGCGCAGGUUCUCACCAAGGUCAUGCCAGCUAGUGCUGUUUUGGACGAGCAUGUUGCCGAGCCAGCCGUCGCAUCUCCAAAUAAUAUUGUGACCUCAAUUAACACUCAAACUUCUUACGGAGAUGAGCAUCAAACUGCAACCGAGACACACAACGUUCAACCACAACAACAAGCUCUCCAUCGUCCAGCGGCUUCAUCCUCUUCUUCUUCCUCAUCUUCUGCCUCUUCUUCUGCCGAACAUCACCCGACUCACCAAGUCCGUGUUCCAUCUGCAUCCACUUCCAUCGAGUCGAAUAAGCAACGUGUUGUUCCUGAAUCUGUCAUCGUCAAGGAAAUCGUGCAAUCCUUCGAAACCACGACUCCAUAUCCAAAACAAGUGGCUCUUCAAACUGUUGCACCAUUUGUGCCACAGCCAGCGCAACCAGUUCAACCACAAGUUUCUCAACCAGUAGUCCCACACGUUCCAUCCGUUUCACAUGUUCCAUCCGUAUCUGCUCCAGUCGCAACAUCAGCUCCAUUUGUUCCAGAAACCUUUGUUGAGCCAGUCCAACCAGUUCAAACCAUCCAGCCAAUUCAACCAGGUCCAAUUCGUCCAGCUCCUCUUCAACCAGCUCACAAUGUUCAAGUCUCUGUUCCAGAAGCCACUCAAGCCCCAACCCACUCUUUCAUCCCGGAAACUAAGGUUGUCGCUGAAGAAGACAGAAUCGAAGCCACUGGAGGAUCCGACUAUGAUCAGCCUUCAAAUGUUCCAAGUUCCAACAUUCCAAGCAACGAGCAAGAUACGGUUAACGAGCUUCUGGCUUCUCUUGAUUCUUCUUCGUCUACUCCAGCCAGCAACUUGGACUUCAAUCAGGUCACAAUUGAGCCAAACACCAACCAACAGACAGAGACAGCCCACAUUCAAACAGACGGAGACGAUUAUGACUCAGUUCCAUUGAACGAAGAUCGCAAAGAUGUGCCAACUGCUGAGCCAACCCACAAUGCUGCUCCAUCAAACCCACAGCCAGUAGCUGUUGUUCCAGAGGAGACUGCCCCAAUCAUUCCACAACAAAUCCAACCAAUUGAGACAUACCAACCACAAGGCACCUCCGCUCCAGUUGCUGAGACAACCGUCGGAUACGUGGAACCACCAAAAGCUCAUCAACCAGAAAUCCAUCUUCAACCAGUUGCCCCAGCUGUUCGUGUAGAAGCCACUACCACAGUUCCAGCUCCAACCAUCAAAUUUGAAUUACCAAUUGAAGUUCAUGAAGUUGUGACUCCACAAGUUCCACUUCAACCAGAACCAGCUGUCAUCCAAACUGUCACCGAAAAACCAAUUGCUGAAGUCACCGUUGAAGUCCUUCCAACAUCAGCUGCUCCAGUUUCUCAAUUCUUCGAGAAUAUCACAUCUCGUGAAGAGAACCACGAUGAGUCUGCUCCAACCCAGCCGGAACCAUCUGUACCAGCACAAACAUCCAAUGGAGCCGAUUAUGAUGAGAAAUCUGUGGAGAAUAAGGUUUCCACGGAAACCGAAGUGGUUCCAAACCUUGGAGAGUACGGAAGCAAAUUCGCAAAGGUACAAGGAGCCGAGACGAAACAAGUGAGUGAGCCAAUUCAAAUUGAAACCAUCGAGAACGCCAAUCCAUACGGAAGAAAAUACUGGAUCUUCUAA